This is a messenger RNA of Talpa occidentalis (Iberian mole), 2773 nucleotides long. It is a transcript of the gene PRPSAP2, whose product is annotated as phosphoribosyl pyrophosphate synthetase associated protein 2. Gene Ontology annotation, molecular function: ribose phosphate diphosphokinase activity; magnesium ion binding. Bases 1174 to 2283 code for a protein of 369 amino acids. The record is from RefSeq and is a predicted model, not a curated record. The transcript is spliced from 12 exons. Gene Ontology annotation, biological process: 5-phosphoribose 1-diphosphate biosynthetic process; purine nucleotide biosynthetic process. Lineage: Eukaryota; Metazoa; Chordata; Mammalia; Eulipotyphla; Talpidae. Gene Ontology annotation, cellular component: ribose phosphate diphosphokinase complex; cytoplasm.
CCUUCCUUCUCCUGUCGGAGAUCGCCUGGCGCGCGGGCGCCGCGCCCCUCUCCUCAGCCCACCUUACGGGCACCGGUGCGAGUGAAGUCCUGGUUGUGGGACCUGCGGCUGGGCAGUUCAGAAAACAAGCCCAGAACAGCCAUCUCCGAUGUUUAAUCGGACAGAACCCCUGCUUUUAACUUGACUGGCCUUGCUGGUCGCCGACAUUUGUGGUAGCCCCAAAAGGGUAGCACUCAGAACUCACCCAGCAGAGAUUGAGGGAGGACCGCAAGGUAAUUUUUAGAUACUCUGCUUUCAAAUGUUUUGCCCCAAUCAGUACAUUACAUUGAUGAUAAGGAUUUCCCCUUCUCCCCCCAUUUUAGUAUUGGCGCAGUUUGGGUGUUCAGUUUUUGUGAGGAAUAAGGAAAUGCGGAAAGGGGACUUAGGGCUUGAGGAAGUGUGAUUUCUAAUGUUUAAGAAAUUUACAUGCACAAAUAAAAAUAAUUCACCCACGUGAUUGAGCCCCGAUCUCCUGGUCUAUACCAUUAUUACCCAGUUUUGAUUAGAGGAGACACAAUUCUCUUAUUCACUCAACAUAGGCGCUUUUGCUGCUGGAUAUUUACAGUUUUUACGAUAUUGAAUGUAUAUAUUCAGAGUUUUACUUAAUUACCUCAUUAUGGAACCUUUCCAUGUGUCCUGUGUAACCCCUCUUAAAAAAGUCUUCACGUGCCCAUCAUUGAGUUUAUAGCUUUUUCUUUCCUUGGAGUCAAUUCCCGGAAGGUGAAAUACUGAAUCAAAGUUAGGUAUUCCUUUGGCACUUCAUAUUAAUUGUUACUCAAACAAGGUAUGUUUACAAUAGGCAUUUCCUAUUGGCAAGGUAUGUUUACAAUAGGCAUCUGGAUACUUGACCCAUUCCUCUCGCAGUCAUGUGGAAUUCGUUGGGGUGUCAAAGUCAUUUUUUGUGGUGUUGGGAGACCGUCAUUGCAGCCUGCUAUUGUGUACAACUGUACUACAGAUCAGACUGAAGCUGAGGUCAUGUUUGGAGCUCAGAGCCAUGCAGCCUUGAGAGGAAUUUUGUUGUCAGAGAAUAAAAGGAGGUUGUCCAUAAUUGACUUUAAGCAGCAAACAGUAAAACACUGAGCUCUUCAGCUCCACCUUUCUUGCUCUGAGAAUUGGAAAACUAAGAAGGUUUUGAUGUUUUGUGUGGCGCCACCUGAAUUACAAAACAAGAUGAACGUCACCAAGGGAGGUCUGGUGUUGUUUUCAGCAAAUUCUAAUUUAUCAUGUAUGGAGCUUUCAAAGAAAAUUGCUGAGCGGCUGGGGGUGGAGAUGGGCAAAGUGCAGGUUUACCAGGAACCUAACAGAGAAACAAGAGUACAAAUCCAAGAGUCCGUGAGGGGAAAAGAUGUUUUCAUCAUCCAGACUAUUUCAAAGGAUGUCAACACCACCAUCAUGGAGCUCCUGAUUAUGGUAUAUGCAUGUAAGACCUCCUGUGCCAAGAGCAUCAUCGGGGUGAUUCCCUACUUUCCAUACAGCAAGCAGUGCAAGAUGAGAAAAAGAGGCUCCAUUGUUUCUAAAUUGCUAGCUUCAAUGAUGUGCAAAGCUGGUCUAACACAUCUUAUUACUAUGGAUUUACACCAGAAGGAAAUUCAGGGCUUCUUCAACAUUCCUGUUGAUAAUUUAAGAGCAUCUCCCUUCUUAUUACAGUAUAUUCAAGAAGAGAUCCCAGAUUACAGGAAUGCAGUAAUUGUGGCCAAAUCUCCAGCCUCAGCCAAGAGGGCACAGUCUUUUGCUGAGCGCCUGCGACUGGGCAUUGCAGUGAUUCACGGAGAAGCACAGGAUGCAGAGUCUGACUUGGUGGAUGGACGGCAUUCCCCGCCUAUGGUCAGGAGUGUAGCUGCCAUCCACCCUAGCCUGGAGAUCCCCAUGCUGAUUCCCAAAGAGAAGCCCCCAAUCACAGUUGUUGGUGAUGUGGGAGGAAGGAUCGCCAUCAUCGUAGAUGACAUUAUCGAUGAUGUUGACAGCUUUCUUGCUGCAGCAGAGACCCUGAAGGAAAGAGGUGCAUAUAAGAUCUUUGUGAUGGCGACUCAUGGCUUGUUAUCCUCAGACGCUCCCCGACUGAUUGAAGAAUCUGCCAUCGAUGAGGUGGUAGUUACCAAUACAAUUCCACAUGAAAUCCAGAAGCUCCAGUGCCCCAAGAUCAAAACUGUGGAUAUCAGCAUGAUCCUUUCAGAAGCCAUCCGCCGGAUUCACAAUGGGGAGUCCAUGUCCUACCUUUUCAGGAACAUAGGUUUAGAUGACUGAACAGCUUUGCUAUCUUAAAACUCCUGAGGGCCAAACUGGAUGAGAACUGUGAGGGUUCGUGCCUGAUUCGAUGUAUUUCACAGGAGCGUGUUUUGUUCUUUUCUUCUUGUUAAUUCCUAUAAAGAUAGACCAACUUUUUAUGUCGAUUUGGGUGUUUAUGAGUUUUCUGGGUAAUUUUUAUAAAAGAAGAACUAUAUUCUCUGCAUAAUUAAGUAAGACCCGGUUGUUUAUAGUUUAACUAUUUAAAAAAUAACUUGGAAUAAGGUUUUUAAGCUCACAGCAUUUUUCCAAAAUUGCUGGAGCCCCAGUACUUAAAAAAAUAAUAAAUGAAAUACUGUAUGAUACCUAUAAUUGAAAAAACAGAUUAUACUGUUGAAUCCAGUUAACACCCUUCUUGGAAAUGCUUUUAUAAGCAAGCUUAUGGAAUAUGUGAUCAUUAUUUAUUUUCUGCAACAAAAGAGGGAAUAAAAACUUAAUUUUGUGUGUGUUU